CAUACGUCAGCACGUCGCCCGACGUCACCGCCGAGCGCGGGAGCCAUUCAACGUGGUCUUGUUUUGGAACUUUUUCUGCUGUCUUCUUCUCGUAGCACGGGGCGGAAUUCGGACAGGGACGAUGCUGAGCUCCAGCAAGCUGCUGACCCUGGUGCUGGUGGUCCAGCCGGGCAGGGUGCUGCUCGGCAUGAAGAAGAGAGGGUUCGGGGCCGGGAAGUGGAACGGCUUCGGAGGCAAAGUUCAGCCAGGAGAAACUAUUGAGGAUGGUGCGAGGAGAGAACUGCUGGAGGAAAGCGGCCUCACGGUGGACGCUCUGGAGAAGGUCGGAAACAUCACAUUUGAGUUUGUUGGUGAAGCGCAGCUGCUCGACGUCCACGUUUUCAGAGCCGACCAUUACAAUGGAGAACCAACGGAGUCAGAAGAAAUGCGGCCUCAGUGGUUCAAACAGGACCAGAUUCCUUUCAGCCAGAUGUGGGCCGACGACGUCCUGUGGUUCCCGCUGCUGCUCCAGAAGAAGAAAUUCGUUGGAUACUUUAAGUUUCAGGGUCACGAUGUGAUCCUCAGCCAAAGACUGGAAGAGGUGGAGGAACUGUGAGAAGACCUGCGUUUCAGAGGACGUUCCUGAGCAUCGGCCUUCCAACUUGAAUACGUAGCAAUAAAUUCACUCAGAAUUACACUGACAGAAAAUACACCCUGUGAUUUUAUUUUCAGGAUAAUUGAUUCAGCACAAAUUCAACAUUUACAAUAUCUACAGUGAUAAUCAGUGGAUUUCUUGUUCUGUGCAGGUGAGCUGUACAAUUCCAGAAACAAUAGUUUGCACAGUUUCUUCAUAGAAUAAAAGUUGAAUUUCUCGA
Gasterosteus aculeatus aculeatus (three-spined stickleback) is the source of this 854-nucleotide messenger RNA. RefSeq names its product nudix (nucleoside diphosphate linked moiety X)-type motif 1 (gene nudt1). Gene Ontology annotation, molecular function: 8-oxo-7,8-dihydroguanosine triphosphate pyrophosphatase activity. Gene Ontology annotation, cellular component: cytoplasm. The record is from RefSeq and is a predicted model, not a curated record. Lineage: Eukaryota; Metazoa; Chordata; Actinopteri; Perciformes; Gasterosteidae. Gene Ontology annotation, biological process: DNA protection.